Molecule: messenger RNA, 1428 nt
Organism: Podospora pseudocomata
Lineage: Eukaryota; Fungi; Ascomycota; Sordariomycetes; Sordariales; Podosporaceae
Exons: 3
Coding region: 283-1038 (251 amino acids)
Cellular component (GO): cytoplasm
Molecular function (GO): poly(A) binding
Source: RefSeq, a predicted model, not a curated record
CAAACUGGCCAGGGCGACGACUUCUGAUCGCGACUUUGCUACACCUCUCUUUCCUGUUUUAAACACAAGCAGGACCUAUCCCGACGACAAAAUUUUACCAGAAGAAUUACACUUUACAUCCCGGUAAGCCUGUCUCUCCGCCUCAACAGCUGGGUGGCAGAGUUAUCUGAUACAACAUCCCUUGGCGUUUUCGUGUGGCUGCCGCGCGUGUUCGCGUCAUUGGGAAUAGCUCCCCGGGCCUCCGUGACGCCUAUCUACAUAUGACCCCGACCACGAGGUCUCAUGCUAACCGCCACGAUUUCAGGUCCUUUCCGCCAUCCCAACAGAACUUCACAACCUCGAAACCCCUCCCCACCCGAUCAAAUUUCGCAACUCCUGCUCUCCACAACUCAAAGCCGAAAAGCCAAAAUGAGCUCCCCCAAGCCAGAAGACAAGCCCCACCAGGGAGAAGAAAACAGAGUUCACGGCGAGGGCGAAGAUGGGAAUGAUGAGGAGGAGAUCUCUGCCAUGAAGAGGCGCGUUGCCGAGAUGGAAGCCGAGGCGGCCAAGCUUAGGGAGAUGCAAGCGUCGAUGGAUCAGGAAAGACAGGGGCUGCAGGACGACAAGGAAGAUAUCGACAACCGGAGCGUGUUUGUGGGCAAUGUGGAUUACUCCACCUCGCCCGAGGAGCUGCAGAGCCACUUUGGGGAUUGUGGGAGCAUCAACAGGGUGACGAUUUUGUUGGACAAGUUUACCGGGCAACCAAAGGGCUACGCGUAUGUCGAGUUUUCGGAACCCAACAUGGUGGCUCAGGCGUUGGUGUUGAAUGACAGCCUUUUCAAGGGACGGAAUAUUAAGGUUGAGCCAAAACGUACGAACUUGCCCGGCAUGUCUCGAGGACGCGGCAGGGGUGGGUAUCGUGGUGGUGGUCGUGGAGGGUUUGGAGGGUUUGGUAGGGGUGGUGGAGGGUUUGGUCGAGGCAGUGGUGGUGGUUUCUAUGGCGGGGGUUAUCGCGGCGGUUACCGCGGCCGGGGCAGAGGAGGAAUCGCCCCUUACUAAACGUCAAGGGGUGGAAGAUUUCAGCGGUACCCGGGGUGGCAUUAAUGUCAAGGAGAGGUCUGUCGCCUGUCCGGAGCCAGGGGUUUUUGGCGUUCACGGAGGCCAUUGGAUUGUUGUUAUUCUGGUUCGAGAGGUAAGCCAUUACGAACACUGAGAGGGAGGUUUCUAGAGUCUCCUCUGGCUCGAGGUGAAUGGAAUGUCAACCCUUAGGGCAACAUUGGAAGGGACAGUCGAAUCGACACCCUUAUUGUCCAAAGUUGUAUAUCAAGAGACGGGACAUGGUGGUAAUUGCUAUUAUUCUUUGCUUCGGUUUAGGAGUCGGGGGGAUAGGUAAAAAGAAAAGGGUACAAUUACUCAUCAAAUACAAAGUUGAUGGACCCUGGUGGUUGG